Messenger RNA from Closterium sp. NIES-65, 2280 nucleotides. The record is from the annotation of a GenBank genome assembly. NCBI's taxonomy places the organism in Eukaryota, Viridiplantae, Streptophyta, Zygnematophyceae, Desmidiales, Closteriaceae.
AUGCUUGCCGUUCACCAGUCCCACAACGUCCCUUUCGCCUUCACUCUUGGCCCUUCGGUCUUCAACCCACAACUCCCCUUCCCACCUUCCUCUCCCCUACCCAACCCACCCACGUGUCUUCCCUCUCCCUCUACCUCUUCGUUCUCUACCCCUUCAUUCUGCUCCCUCUCUCUGCCACCUCCUUCUGCCCCCCUCAGCAAGAUCUGCUGCAACAAUAUCAGCAACACGCUGCCCAUGUUUCUUGGAGGGCUCUUGAAGAUGGAAGCCCUUGACCUGAGCAACAACCGUCUGUACGGAAUCAUCCCCACUCAUCUCACAGGCCUUGUCCGCCUCACUCUCCUCAACCUGCGCAACAACCAGCUAACAGGCCGAAUACUGCAGCCCAUCCCAGCAACCCUCACCACCUACAACCUUGACAACAACUACUUCUCCUCUGGCUUCUCCUCCCCACCCAACUGCGCCCAAGGCACCAUCUCCUUCCGCUUCAACUGCCUUGCAACCCCCCCUGAAGGCUACUCCUGCCCCACGCCAGCCACGCCCUCUGCUGCAGCUGCAGCAGUACAGCGGCCGGCGGAGCUCUGUGCCGCGUUUUGUGGCAUAAGUGCUGACGAUCUUCCGUGCGGUGGGCACGGCUCGUGCUAUGCGGACGGGCCCAGCAGAGUGCCCACGUGUGACUGCGACACCGGGUUUGUCAACGGAGAGUUGCCUGGAAGCUGUGUCCCUUCUGGAGGAGGGCGCUCCACAGCAGAAGACACAGCCGGUGACCCAUACGACAUCAGGCCUACAACAGCGCAGACAGCAGCUAAAGGGCGGGCGGCAGUAGCGACUGACAGCACCAUCACACUCACAGCCUUUCAGCCCAACACGUGGGGUGCAGCCUUCUUCCAGGUGCCCAUCCAGCUCUUCUCUUUCGCUCUGAAAGCCGGUACCUGCGGCCGCCCAUUCGCCUUCACCGUCUAUUUCUCCUUCACCAUUCUCAAACCCGCCACCGCAAGCGCCACAACAGAAAUAGGGGACGGUUUUGCCUUUGUGAUUGCAGCCAGUGACACUGUCACGGGCGGCAGCACAGGCAGCAGCGACGGCAGUGGUGGCAGCGGCAGCUUGGGGUAUGCAGGCAUGGAUGAGCGCAGCAUCACUGUGGAGUUUGACACAGCCAAGAAUACCGAUGCCAACGAUCCCAACAACAACCAUGUGGGGCUCCGUGUGAGCGGAAAAACCACCUCCAUUGCAACAGCAAAAGCACCUGUGAUUCUCAACGACGGCAAGCCAAAGCAUGCAUGGGUCAUCUUCGACCCCACUCGUUCCUCCUCCUCUUCUUCCUCUUCCUCUGGUUCCCCCCCUGGUGUUGGAUCACUGCAAGUGUUUCUCUCUGCCAGCGCGUCCCCCCAGCUAAGCAGGGCAGCGCUGUCAGUGCAGGUGUCCCUGUGCCGCUACCUGAAGCCCAGCAAGCAGGAGGCAUCGCCUACCACAGCCAACAGCCCUCACAGAGCGGGCGUGCAGCCUCUGGAGGCGCCAGGAGGAGCAGGAUUAGGGGGGGAAGGGGAGGAGGAGGAGGUGUGGGUUGUGAGCCAGGCAUUCUUCUCGGCCGACCUGGGGCUGCCGUGGCCUGUCAAGAACCAGGGCGCCUGCGGCGACUGCUGGGCAUAUGCCGUGGUGGGAAGCGUGGAAAUGGCCUACGGCAUCCUCACCAACCUCGCCCGCGUGCCACUCCUCUCCGUCACACAGCUGCGUGAAGCCCUCGGCUCCUCAUGCUCGCAGGGAAACUCGCCCUCCCUGGCCUUCCAGUACCUCGUCACACUCAACGCCAAGGCCAGCGUUGGGCUGGUGGAGGAAGGGAAGGCUGGAGCGGUGGCAGUGAGGAGGGGCAGGGGCAAGAAGGAGGGCAGCGGCAGCACGAGCCCGCUGUGCAGCAUGCCUGUCCUUGCUCAACUUGCGAAAGCAUUUGGGAUCUCAUGUGGUGGAGGCCGGACCCCCGGAUCGGUAGGCUUGGGGUUGUUCAAAGAGUGUGCUUUUGCUUGCCUGAUAAUUCUCCCCCUUCUGUGUUGUCCUCUCCCCUUCCCUCAUUACUUUCCUCACCUCCUAUUAUCCCCCUCCUCUACCCUUCCUCCCCUACCCCUCCCUUUAACCUACCACUCCUCCCCUACCGCUCCCUUCAACUUACCACUCCUCUCCUACCCCUCCCUUCAACCUACCACUCCUCCCCUACCCCUCCCUUUAACCUACCACUCCUCCCCUACCCCUCCCUUUAACCUACCACUCCUCCCCUACCCCUCCCUUUAA